AUGUAUCUGCCACGGUCUCUGAUAUCUAAGCUCUACACCCACCUCCAAAACACGCGCCAUCCCCUCUCGCCGCCGGUGCUCAUCCUCGUGGCCCUGGAACCCGACGCACUCUGUGCCUGCCGCAUCCUCACCCGCCUUCUCAAGCAUGACUACAUUCCCCACAAGAUCCAGCCGGUGGCGGGCUACGGCGACCUCGAGAGGGCCGGCAGCGAACUCGUCGUUCCCAUGAUGGAGAGCCGAGGCGGCGCCGGCGGCGUCGUCGUGUGCCUGGGCGUCGGUGGCAUGGUCGACCUCGGCCCGCUGCUGGGUUUGGAGCCCGACGGGGAGGACUCUCCUUACAGCGGCGUCGAGGUAUGGGUCAUCGACCCCCACAGGCCGUGGAACUUGGGCAACCUUUUCGGCGGCUUUCCUCUGGAGCCGGCGACGCACGACAGGGGCAGCUACCAGGCCAGGAGUCCAGUCGGCGUCGAAGGCGGUCAAAUCGGGCGCUCGUACAAGGCGGGCAAGGGUGGCAUCGUCGCCUUUGACGACGGCGACGUCGAGGAAGACCUUGGUGCCGUGCGCGACGCGUACCACGCCCUGGUGGACAUGCCCGACGUGGACGACGACGACGACGACGACGACGACGACGACGACGCAGGCCUUUCCGAGGAUGAGGAAGGCUUCGAAGAGGACGCUGCCCGUGCGGGCCAGAAGCGGAAGAGCUGGUCGGACGGAAACGAGGACGACUCGAGCGGUGACGACGACCGACCUCGUCAACGACGAAGGAGCAAUUCGUCGAGCCCGAUCCCUUCCCCCCCACGACAACGAGGACUCUUGUCGCUGCGCGAUCCGGAUGUCGGCCUGUCCAGCGACGCCGUUGAACCGCCGUCGGGGGCCCAGCCUGGACCGGCACCGUCGGCGCGGGCGCUGAGGCGGAAGCUGAUUCGCAUGCGCCGAGAGCGGGAAGCGGUCCUUCACGACUACUACAAGAUGGGAUCCUCGUUUGCCGAGCCCAUCUCGUCGAUGAUGUACUCGUUGGCGUCCGAGCUGGGCCGGGAAGACAACGACCUUCUGUGGCUCAGCAUCGUCGGCGUCACGUCGAUGGAGCUGUACGGACGAUCAUCGGCCGGGGUCGCCGCUCCCGUUCGCGGAACCGACAAGGGGCGGCCGACGGGGUGGAUGGGCAUGAGGGGCGCCCAGCUGCGGCAGCUGCUGCGUGACGAAGUCCGACGGCUCAACCCGCCCGAGGUCACCAACGGUCGCGUGGCGGUGGAGAACACGGGGGUGAUACCGACGACGGCGCGGAACCCCGAGGACACGGCCAUCCGGCUGUCGCCGGAGCCCCGGUUCCUCCUCAUCCGGCACUGGAGCCUCUACGACAGCAUGCUGCACUCCCCCUACCUGUUCUCUCGCCUCAAGACGUGGAGCGAGACGGGCAUCAAGCGGCUCCACAAGCUCCUCGCGAAGAUGGGGGUGAGCCUGGCGCAGUGCAAGCAGAGCUACACGCACAUGGACAUGAUGCUCAAGCGCGAGCUGAGGGCCAAGCUCCUCAAGUACGGCUCGCUCUACAACCUCGAGGAGAUGGUGCCGGCCGUCGACACGGACGGCAAGGACCGGGCCGGCGCCAAGGACGGAUGGGGCUUCGUGCGCAGCUGGGGUUGGCGAGCGACGCUGAGCGCCCAGGACGUCGGCGUCGUCAUCGGCGCCCUCCUGGAGGUCGGGAAGCACGGGCACGCGGCGGACGGGGCCUCUGGCGCGAGCCAAGCGUCGCGGGAGGCGGAAGACGAAGCCGAGUACUCGGCCCAGGGCGUCGAGUUCGUCGGCCGCUUUUGGGAAGCGUACGAUGCUUUGGAAGACAUCGACGCGCUCAAGGCCGGCCUCCCGACGGCUCAAUUCCUGCAUCGGGCCAUCUAUCGCACGGGUACGUCGCUCAUAAACAAGAAACAGAUCAAGCAUCUGCGGGCAUUUCGCAUGUGCGUCGUCAAGGACGGACCCGACGUUUCGCUCUUCGCCCACCCGGCCGCGCUGACGAAGCUGUCCCUCUGGAUCGGCGAGGCGCUGGCGGAGCAGGAGAGGGACGCGCACGGCAAGCUCGCGCAGGGCGGACGAGGCACGCCUCUCGUCGUGGCCAGCCUCAACGAGAAGCGCGGCGUCUACGUCGUGGUCGGCACCGGCGGCGGCGGCGGACCCGACACCACCUUUCUCAGCCGCGAGGCGGCGAGCAAGAGGCGCGAGGAGAAGGCCGCUCGGGCGGAGGCGAAGGAGGAGUCACGAAGGGCGCGGCGCAAGGUCCGCGAGGACAAGCGGGCGGCCGCUGCCCGAGGGGACGACGAGGACGAGGACGAGACGGAGUCGGAAGGGUCCGACUCGGACGAGGACUCGGACGCAGACUCGGCCACGGAGGAAGACCAGGCGACGCAGACUCGGGGGUACGGCCUCAACAAGUUCGGCAGCGCCUUCCAGGAGGUCGUCGCGGAAACGAAGUCGCGGGUCCGCAUCGACAGCUUCGAGAACUGCGUCGUCGAGGUGAAGAAGGAGGAUCUGGGAGGCUUCCUCGAGAGCCUGAGCAUGAAGGCGGUGUCUCUCCCCAUUAUUAUUCUGCCCAUGCCGGAUCCACCCUUGCUCCUCCACCCUUCCAUACUCCGCCACAACGUCUCGAUCGAAUCUCGGCUCGCUCUUUGGGUCUUACGACCAUCCGACCGAUCGACCGACGCUCCUCGCGAGAGAUUUCUUCCACCUGCAAGAACUCCGCUGCCUGAUCUCUCCUCUUCCCUCCCUCCUCCAAUCUUCCCCUCCCUCUCCAACUCAGCCUACUCUCAAAGCCUCAUUCCCUCGUCCCCUCAUCCCCUCGUCUCCUCACCCCGCGCCCUCAUCCCGCGUCCUCUCAUCGAACGAGCGAAUCGCCCGGCCUGCGACCGCUGGAUUGAUCCCACCGACGGCUCCUCACGACUCUCCUCAUCCACGGCCGCCCGCACCUUCGGCCACGAACCUUCGCUUCUCUUGUCCCUGCCUUCCCGAGUCAACUCGACGGGGGACGAGUCUUGCUCGACCUACGACGGUGCACCAACGGCGACGUUGCAAGCACGACUGGCAGCCGCGAGCCUAGCCUAUCGGCCCUGCCCUCUUCCUCCUCCGCCACUUUGCUUGGCCAUUGAACGAUUUCGUCCGACAUCGUUGACCUCGGCAAGAAAGCCGCCACCUGUCGACCCGAGUAGGAUGGGUAAAUCACAGUCGAAGCUCUCCCCCGAGCAACUUGUCGAGCUCCAAAAGUCGACUCACUUUGACAAGAAGGAGCUGCAACAGUGGUACAAGGGUUUUCUCAAGGACUGCCCGUCGGGCAUGCUCUCCAAGGAGGAGUUCCAGAAGAUUUACCGCCAAUUCUUCCCUUUUGGGGACCCCAGCUCGUUUGCCGACUAUGUCUUCAACGUCUUCGACAGCGACAAGUCGGGCACCAUCGAUUUCAAGGAAUUCAUUUGUGCCCUGAGCGUUACGAGCCGCGGGAGGAUGGAGGACAAGCUGGACUGGGCCUUUCAGCUCUACGACAUUGAUGGCGACGGCAAGAUAAGCUACAAUGAGAUGCUCCAGAUUGUCGAGGCAAUCUACAAGAUGGUCGGAUCCAUGGUCAAGCUCCCCGACGACGAGGACACCCCCGAGAAGCGCGUGAAGAAAAUCUUCCGCAUGAUGGACAAGGACGAGAACGGGUCGCUAGACAUGGACGAGUUCAAGGAGGGCAGCAAGCGCGAUGAAACUAUCGUUUCCGCCCUGUCCCUCUACGACGGGCUUGUCUGA
This is a messenger RNA of Drechmeria coniospora, 3771 nucleotides long. Its product is annotated as putative sna41 protein. The coding region runs from base 1 to 3771 and encodes 1256 amino acids. The transcript has 8 exons. Gene Ontology annotation, molecular function: chromatin binding; single-stranded DNA binding; DNA replication origin binding. Gene Ontology annotation, cellular component: DNA replication preinitiation complex. The record is from RefSeq and is a predicted model, not a curated record. Gene Ontology annotation, biological process: mitotic DNA replication preinitiation complex assembly; DNA replication initiation; double-strand break repair via break-induced replication. Lineage: Eukaryota; Fungi; Ascomycota; Sordariomycetes; Hypocreales; Ophiocordycipitaceae.